Molecule: messenger RNA, 1575 nt
Organism: Musa acuminata subsp. malaccensis (wild Malaysian banana)
Lineage: Eukaryota; Viridiplantae; Streptophyta; Magnoliopsida; Zingiberales; Musaceae
Source: RefSeq, a predicted model, not a curated record
UCUCCCUGCCUCCCAACUCCCGCGAGCUUCCCUUCCCGUCUCUCGCUCCAUUUCGCCCCUUUUCCUCCCUCCAGCCUCCCUCGGAGCCACGGCGCUUCUGUAGAUUUCGUUCAACGCCGAUCGGACGGUGAGGAUUCAGGCCCCCGAUACUCCAUCGAUCGCCCUCCCCGCCGUCCACCUCAUUCCUCCAUGUCUCCGCCAUCCGGCCCCGUGGCCGACAGCCCGUCGCCGGCGAACUGCUCCGUCCGAAAGCGGACGGCGGCGCCGCCUCCCCCGCCUCCGAAGAAGUACCGGUCCAUGGCGGAGAUAAUGCGGGUGGCGAAGCCCUCCGUCCCUGUCACCGGCGAGUACUACUCGGACCUCCGCUGUGAGGAAUGCCGGUCCGGCGAUCGCGACGAGGAGAUGAUCCUGUGUGACCGUUGCGACCGCGGGUACCACCUCUACUGCCUCCGGCCUAUCGCCGUUAGGGUUCCGUCGGGGCCUUGGUUCUGCCCUAGCUGUGGUGGAGAGAGACAAUUUAGAAGGUUUCCGAUGAUGCAGACAAAGAUUAUCGAUUUUUUUCGGAUUCAGGGAACCGAGGAGAAAAGUGGCCACUCCCAAGGUGAUUGUACAUAUGGAAGAAAGCGCAAGAGAAGUUCCUUAGUUAUGUACAAGAAGAGGAGGAGAAUAUUGCCGUUCACUCCAACUGAAAAUUCAGCUAGGAGACUUGAACAAAUGAGUUCUCUUGCCACUGCACUAAUAGCAAUGCAUAUGAAAUUUAGUAAUGAGCUGACUUACAUGCCUAGAAUGGCCCCUAAAUCUGCUAAUCAAGCAAAUUUAGAGAAGGAUGGCAUGCAGGUACUACCAAAGGAAGAUAAAGAAACACUAGAGCUCUGCAGAUCAAUGUACAAAAGAGGGGAAUGUCCUCCUCUCUUAGUUGUUUUUGAUCCGCUUGAAGGAUUCACUGUACAAGCUGAUGGUCCUAUAAAGGAUAUGACACUUGUAACCGAGUAUACUGGCGAUGUGGACUACUUGAAAAACCGGGAACAUGAUGAUUGUGAUAGCAUGAUGACCCUUCUUCUAGCAAAAGACCCCUCUGAUAGCCUAGUUGUUUGUCCCGAUAAACGUGGAAACAUUGCUCGUUUCAUUAAUGGCAUUAACAAUCACUCCAGGGAUGGUAGGAAGAAGGAGAACCUUAAAUGUGUAAGGUAUGAUGUAAACGGUGAGUGCCGAGUCUUAUUGGUUGCUUGCCGUGAUAUAUGUAGUGGAGAACGGCUAUAUUAUGAUUACAAUGGAUACGAGCAAGAAUACCCUACUCACAAUUUUGUUUGACAAUCUCGGCAACCUCAUUAACAUAUACACUUUAACCUCUUCUUUGAGAUUGGGUGAGUAGGGAUCAAUUUUUGGCAGACAGCUUUUGGUCCUUUCUCGGCGAAGCUCUCCAAUUUUGUAGCUUCACGAUUAAAGUUCUGAUUCCAUGUAGUGUUUUCCCAUCUUUAAGAUAUGGGUUAAGCCACAUGAGCAUUUAAAAGUUUGAUUUGUUUCUUGGCUAUUGUUAUACAAGGAAUAUUUUUGUUCUACCAAAAAUUCAUACAA